Lagenorhynchus albirostris (white-beaked dolphin) is the source of this 7906-nucleotide messenger RNA. It is a transcript of the gene ALDH6A1, whose product is annotated as aldehyde dehydrogenase 6 family member A1. Gene Ontology annotation, biological process: L-valine catabolic process; thymine catabolic process. Bases 42 to 1655 code for a protein of 537 amino acids. The record is from RefSeq and is a predicted model, not a curated record. Lineage: Eukaryota; Metazoa; Chordata; Mammalia; Artiodactyla; Delphinidae. Gene Ontology annotation, cellular component: mitochondrion. The transcript has 12 exons. Gene Ontology annotation, molecular function: malonate-semialdehyde dehydrogenase (acetylating, [NAD(P)+]) activity; methylmalonate-semialdehyde dehydrogenase (acylating, NAD+) activity.
CUGUAGAGGUGCGGGGGGCUGAGAAGACGCAACCGAGAGCCAUGGCGGCGGUGGCGGCGGUGGCGGCGGCGGCGGCAAUGCGGGCCCGGAUCCUGCAGGUUUCUUCCAAGGUGAACUCCAGUUGGCACCCAGCAUCCUCCUUCUCUUCGUCUUCAGUGCCAUCUGUAAAGCUUUUCAUUGAUGGGAAAUUUAUUGAAUCCAAAAGUGACAAAUGGAUGGACAUCCACAACCCCGCCACCAAUGAGGUCAUUGGUCGGGUCCCUCAAGCCACCAAGGCUGAAAUGGAUGCAGCAGUUUCUUCCUGCAAACGUGCUUUUCCCGCAUGGGCAGACACUUCAAUAUUAAGCCGUCAGCAGGUCCUGCUCCGCUAUCAACAACUCAUUAAAGAAAACUUGAAAGAAAUUGCCAGGUUAAUCACGCUGGAACAAGGGAAGACCCUAGCGGAUGCCGAAGGAGAUGUAUUUCGAGGCCUUCAGGUGGUUGAGCAUGCCUGCAGUGUGACAUCCCUCAUGCUGGGAGAGACCAUGCCAUCCAUCACCAAAGACAUGGACCUUUAUUCCUACCGUCUGCCUCUGGGGGUGUGUGCAGGCAUUGCUCCAUUCAAUUUUCCUGCCAUGAUCCCCCUUUGGAUGUUUCCCAUGGCCAUGGUAUGUGGAAAUACCUUCCUAAUGAAACCAUCAGAGCGAGUCCCUGGAGCAACUAUACUUCUUGCCAAGUUGCUUCAGGACUCUGGCGCCCCUGACGGAACACUGAAUGUCAUCCAUGGACAACAUGAAGCUGUAAACUUUAUUUGCGAUCAUCCUGAUAUCAAAGCAAUCAGCUUUGUGGGAUCCAACCGGGCAGGAGAGUACAUCUUUGAGAGAGGGUCAAGACAUGGCAAGAGAGUUCAAGCCAAUAUGGGAGCCAAAAACCAUGGGGUAGUCAUGCCAGAUGCCAAUAAGGAAAAUACUCUGAACCAGCUCGUUGGGGCAGCAUUUGGAGCCGCUGGUCAGCGCUGCAUGGCUCUUUCAACAGCGAUCCUUGUGGGAGAAGCUAAGAAGUGGCUGCCGGAGCUGGUAGAGCGUGCCAAAAAGCUGAGAGUCAAUGCAGGAGACCAGCCUGGAGCUGAUCUUGGCCCUCUGAUCACCCCCCAGGCAAAAGAGCGAGUCUGCAAUCUGAUUGAUAGUGGAACAAAGGAAGGAGCUUCCAUCCUUCUUGAUGGGCGAGAUAUUAAAGUCAAAGGUUAUGAAAAUGGGAACUUUGUUGGGCCAACCAUCAUCUCAAAUGCCAAGCCAAAUAUGACCUGUUACAAAGAGGAGAUUUUUGGCCCAGUUCUUGUAGUUCUGGAAACAGACACUUUGGAUGAAGCCAUCAAGAUCGUAAAUGACAACCCAUAUGGAAAUGGAACUGCCAUCUUCACCACCAAUGGAGCCACUGCUCGGAAAUAUUCCCACCUGGUAGAUGUUGGACAGGUUGGGGUGAAUGUACCCAUUCCAGUGCCUUUGCCAAUGUUCUCAUUCACUGGCUCUCGAGCUUCCUUCAGGGGAGACACCAAUUUCUAUGGCAAACAGGGCAUCCAGUUCUACACUCAGCUAAAAACUGUCACUUCACAGUGGAAAGAAGAAGAUGCUUCUCUUUCCUCACCUGCUGUAGUCAUGCCUACCAUGGGCCGUUAGAAAUGAGUUGUUCUGGACUCAGUCCAUCCUGAGUAAUUGCCCUUUAUUCUUGACCAACUCCAACUGCCAACUUUGCUCAGAUCAGAUCCCUGGGAUUGGAACACUAUGUAACUAAAAUCUUUCACAGGACCAUUAUCCCCUGUUAAGUAGUUAAUAGGGAGACUCCUAGUGUAAUUCUGAAACCAGAUUUUCACUUGCUCUUCAUAAUUUUAUUUUUGAGGUCACUGUUCUAACUGUGAAAUGCUUCUCUGGAAUAAGAGCUUAGACCUGACUUCUAAAAAUUUUCCCCUUUUCUGAUGACUUGAAGGAAGGGAACAUUAGUGUGUGUAAAGACGAUCUUCCAAGGAAGAGGAUCUCUUGUAUGGGGAAAUAGGUCAAAAAUAAUUCACCCUUUGGUUGAUCGUCAAACACAGCCCCACAUAAAUGCCAGUGGGUGAGGCCUCUCUGUGAAGCUUUGCUGAGCCUCUCAUUUAUCCCACACCACACAAGAUAUAAUCCAUCUCUACUUAUCCCACAGAUGUGACAACUGCUUCUGUCUUUUCUGCUGAAUGCCACUUUGUCCUAGUGACUCAUGACCACUAAUUCUAUCAUUGUCACUGUUCCUGCUCCUUAAAACCACUUCCCAAGGAUACCUCAGUAUGCAUUGGAUAAAUCAACUUUUUGUGGUGUGUGCCAAGCGUUAAAUUUCAGGGUUUGCUUUAGCAAUCAAUUAAUGCUUCAGUCAUUAAUUCAGAUGCCAACAGGAUUUUUUUAGAAAACUAUUUCAAAAGUUAUAUCAGGCCCAGAAAUCAAGGGGUAUUCCAAACCAUGAAAGUGAGCAAGACUCUUUUUUUUUUUUUUUUUGAUGCUUAACAGGAUCUCAUGUUUAUUGAGAAGUGAUUAAUGGCAGUUUCUCAUUGGCUGAAUCAGAAACUGAAGAGACAUUCACUACAUGUUUUACAAUAUUUUUCUCUUCCAAAAUGCAUUUCUGUAAACAAGUUUUAACCACUGUUCUUAGCUUUGAAAUCAAAUUAAUGCUGAACUUAAUCAGUAUAAUCAGUAUAAGAACAGAACAUUUCUUAGGACUCCUAGUACUUUACUUUGAGUAACAAAGGGUCCGAGAAAAUGAACCACCCUUAAAGAUACAACCUUGGGCGACACUGUUAAAUUCUCCAAGACAAAAAUUCUUCCUAAAAAUGUUCUUCCCAUUUGGAAGGGAAAAACCAAAUUCCUACUUCCUGGGGUGGAGGCUCAAAACCUUCAGACUCAAGUGUUCUCCAAGUAUGUGCAAGACUGUUGCCUAAAGUAAGUCUAACCUGAUAUUACUUGUCAAAAUUUUUAUAUUGUUCUUUCCUCUUGCCUGCAUUUCUCAUUUGUGAUACUUUUUUUUUUUUUGCGGUACGCGGGUCCCUCACUGUUGUGGCCUCUCCCGUUGCGGGGCACAGGCUCCGGACGCACAGGCUCAGCAGCCAUGGCUCAUGGGCGCAGCUGCUACGCGGCAUGUGGGAUCUUCCCAGACCGGUACAAACCCGUUGUCCCCUGCAUUGGCAGGCGGACUCUCAACCACUGCGCCACCAGGGAAGCCCUGUGAUACUUUUUAAUGAAAGAACCCUAAUGUAAAGUAAUUAACUGGGGCCUAAGAAAUUUCAAAGCUUUCCAUGUGUGAAGUAGUCAAAGAAAUGCUUUGACAGAUUCUUCUGCUACCAUUAAUUCAACUGUCUUUAUGCUUUUUGUUUCUUUGCUAUAGCUCAACUUUAAGUCAGAACAGAAAUUUAUGUGCUAAACGGAAUAGAUUCUGUCUUUUUGCUCUACAAUGCCAGUUGAAUCCUGUCUUUCUGAUAUGGUCUUCACCCAUUGACCUAGGAGAAGGCUUCUCAUUUCUGAUAGAGUAGUCUCUGGUCCUCAGCCAGAUGACAUAGGUCAUUUAUUUUUCUGCUUCCUCAUUAGUUACGUAGAUAAUGCUAACCUAUUCCAUGGGGGUUAUUUAAUGAAUUAAGGAUGGUAAAAACCUUUAAAAUGUUUGUGCAUUCUGGAUUUUAGGCUUAUUACUACCACCUGUUGGAUAGAAUGUCAAAAUCUUUAAUCACUUAAGGUGAUUGAAAGUUAAUAAAAUACAUUUAUGACCCUCCUGGCGCUUUUUUUUUUUUUUUGGAUUUGCCUGCCUAAAGGUGAGGCAAUAGAAAUUUAUAAUUUCAUAAUAGAAUGCCUCUUGUUUUAUCUCUUAUCACAGCUGACAACUGGUAGUAAUAUUUAAUCCAGUCCAACAACUACAGGCUGGGUUGAAUAAAAGGUCAUAUUGUCUAAAUUCCAAGUGGAAUUAAAUAUAAUCACAGAGACUCCUAAGUUUUCCUUACAUUUAAGGAAAAUUACUUUUUAAGAAAUGCUAACUAAUCAGAAUUGUGCUGCUCUAAUUGGAAUCAACUCAUUUGGCUAGGUACUUGCUACUCAGAAAAGUUUCUAAUUUCUUAGAUGGAAAAAAAUCUGUACAGUUGUGUUCAUGCUAGUAGCUGCUAAAAAAUUCAGUAUUUUCUUUUUGCUCUGAUGUGGCCUCACUGGAAAUUUCUCACAUUUUACAUUGUACUAAUUGAUUAUGUACAACAAAUUACAAGUAAAAAGCUCUUAAAAAGAAAACCUGGCUUUUUUUUUUUUUUUAAUGGUACCGUACUUCCUUAUAAUGCCUUUGUCCGCUAGCUUAUAGUGACCCAGACUUCCCACCUCUGUCCAAAGCCAACAGUUACAUGGUCACUAUGUUUAUUCUUACAUAAAGGAUAGUACAUAUUUUAACUGGGCUUUAUAUUUCAAAAGGCAAUUUAUAGGUUUUCCACACUAAAAGAGGCACAAAUAUGCAUUUGCAUUAAAUACAUGUCUUCCUUAGUGUGGAUAUUGUUUAUUAAAAUGUCCACAAUCUCACACUAAUGUUAUUACUCAUUUCAGUGAUCCCUGAGAGCUCCCAACUAGUAGAGAAAAGAACUGUGACUUAGAGGAAGCUGCAUGAGGAAGGGGAACAAUUAUGUAUAUUGUUUGGUUAGAUUACAGACUCCUUACUAUAUCAGACUCUUGUGAUCCUUUCUGAAUAUUGGGUAUCACCAGUUCACCAGUAGAGUCUAAGAUUGGCACUUGCUGGGUGAUGAAGGUGUGAUCUUGAAGCUUACUUUCAUCCCUACAAUAAUGACAAAGUAAGACUUGUCAACAACCACACACACGGAACUUGGUUCAGAACAAUAAUAUACUUGUUAUGUUAUUCUCACUCAAUUCUAGUAUGUAUAAGAUGUCUACAACCACCAUUGUGAUCAGGCUCAUGUUCAUUGCUUUGUCAAGAGAGCUUACCCAAACUCCUUUGUUGUUUCAUCAUCAGGACCAAUAUAGUCUGGAACUGGAGGUUUAGAACUCUGGCCGUAUUUCCUGUAGUGGGUAUAAGUUAACAAUGAAGCAGUGUCUCCACAUGCCCUGUAUUUCAACUACACUUUAAAACUGCUAAAGGAAAAAAAAAAUAAUAAUAAUAAAUAAAUAAAUAUAGGACUUCCCUGGUGGCAGAGUGGAUAAGAAUCCACCUGCCAAUGCAAGGGACACGGGUUCGAUCCCUGGUCUGGGAAGAUCCCACAUGCCGCGGAGCAAUGAAGCCCAUGGCCACAACUACUGAGCCUGCGCUCUAGAGCCGCGUGCCACAACUACUGAGCUCACAUGCCACAACUACUGAAGCCCGUGCUCUGCAACAAGAGAAGUCACUGCAAGGAGAAGCCCGUGCACCACAACAAAGAGUAGCCCCCGCUCACCAUAGCUAGAGAAAGCCAGCAUGCAGCAACAAAGACCCAACGCAGCCAAAAAUAAAUAAGUAAAUAGAAAUUAAAAAAAUAAAUAAAUAUAAAACUGCUAAAGGGAAAUGCUUCAGUUGGAUGGGCUUCUUAUUUUCAAAAAUGAGCUUUCAUACACACAUAGAGGCAGUAUAAUAUUAGGCAAGUUAAUUUAAACUUACAUUCUCUUAAAGUUGAGACAUGUUGAACUUAAGAAAUGGAAAUAUUUAUGAAUAUAAUCAUGAUGAUACUCAUAAAAUAGCUAUUAAGGGCUUCCCUGGUGGCACAGUGGUUAAGAAUCAGCCUGCCAACGCAGGGGACACGGGUUCGAGCCCUGGUCCAGGAAGAUCCCACGUGCCGCAGAGCAACUAAGCCCGUGUGCCACAGCUACUGAGCCCACGUGCCACAACUACUGAAGCCCACGCGCCUAGAGCCUGUGCUGCACAACAAGAGAAGCCACCACAAUGAGAGGCCUGCACACUGCAACGAAGAGUAGCCUCUGCUCACCACAACUAGAGAAAGCCCACGCACAGCAACGAAGACCCAAUGCAGGCAAAAAAUUAAUAAUAAUAAUAAUAAACAGCUAUAAAUGGUGAUGGGCAAGGUUGAACCACAGUACUGACCAAAAGCAAGGCCAAAAAAUUCCCUUCCCGCAAAAAGAAUCUCAAAACACAGGAAAGUUACCAAUUUAGAUAGACCCAGUAUGAAAAUUUUUUCUUAUACUUUGGAAAUUCUAGUUUAAGAACAGAAAAAUAGGCCCUCUUGCCCUUUGAGAUGACUCACAUUCUGUCUAUUGAGUGUGUAUCACCCUGAAUAAAUCUGCUUUCAAUCUAAAAAAAAACAAAACCAGGAAAUCAACAUCAUUCAUUCAAUAUUCUAAUUUGAAAGUGAGAUUAACAGAGUUACAAAAAGUAUAGUAGGUUGAUUUCCCAGCAGAUAAAGACAUACCCCACUCCUAAAACUUGUCCUCAAUUAGGUGCAUAUGAAAGCAGCAUAACCCCAUUCAAAAUCUGGCUAUAUUAAAUAGUCCAAAAAUAAUGCAUGAAAAAAAUGUACCUUAGAUACCUCUAGUGCCUGAGAUAUAGCCAGAGUGAUUGUUGAUGCACUAAAGAGUGCAGUUUAUUGGUUAUACUCCUUUGAGUUAAUUCAAUCACAAAGAAAACUAUUGUAUUGUUGGAUUCACAAUCAUAUACAACCAACUGUGAACUCUUACCAACUUCCUAAUUACUCCACUUGCCUUGGAAGACCUUUUAUCAUCUAAUUCCUCCCCCGCUGGUUUGAGCUUUCUCAUUUCAUCAUCCUAUUCCUAUCUUAUCUUUUUUUCAUCCAACAGGCUUAGGCAUCAUCCCAUUGUGGCCAGUUCAAGUUCACUGAUUUGGUGUGAAAGAUUUCACCCAAAUUCCUUUGUUUAUCCAAGUGUUGAAAACAACACAGUGUGGAACUUGAGGCCUGGUACUCUGGCUGUAUUUCCUGGGGUACAGAAAUAUCAACUCACAAUGAGACAGACAUUCAGUGCCUACAGUCUGGAUUCUACCCCUAACUCUUCAAUUAAACUCUUUGAAAGUCUACCAGAGAUGCAAAAGCCAUUUCAAAAUCCUCCAUCUUCCAUUCAGCUUAUAAUUCUUUAAACUCUUCUCUUUUGGUUGUACUCUUUUUUUAUUCUCCUGUUUAUUUUUUAUCUUUUUUUUUUUUUUUUUUUUUUUUUUGCGGUACGCGGGCCUCUCACUGUUGUGGCCUCUCCCGUUGCGGAGCACAGGCUCCAGACACGCAGGCUCAGCGGCCAUGGCUCACGGGCAUAGCCGCUCUGCGGCAUGUGGGAUCUUCCCGGACCGGGGCACGAACCCGUGCCCCCUGCAUCGGCAGGCGGACUCUCAACCACUGUGCCACCAGGGAAGCCCUCUCCUGUUUAAUUGUGGUUAUUCCUAAAGGUUCUAGUCUCAGCCCCUUUAUUCCUGUAUCUUCAUCCACUUUCCUAAACUCAACUACCAAUUUUAACUAAACAUGCUCAAAUCUCCCUUCCUAAACUCUCAUGUGUACUCCAAUCACUCUUUGCAAAUGCCUUAAGUGGUUUUAACUCCAAUAUGUUGCCACAUCUCCAGUUCAGCACUGAAAAUACUACUUGUAUUUCUUCUGCCUAGAAUGUUUUUUCCACCCCAUUUUGUUCCUACUUACCUUUAGAGAUCAGCUCAAGCUUCUGCUUCCUCAGAGACUUUCCUGAUCUCCUCAAUUAGGUCAGAUUCCCCUAAUCUAGGCUCUCUUACCACUGUAUACCACUCCUUUGAACCUAUGUCAUAGUUGUAUUUUUUAUUUGUGUGAUGAUUUGAACAAUGUUUUUCUUCCAUGUAGAACAAAAACUCCCUGAAAUCAAGCAUGAUGUCUUUAUUUGCUCAACACUCUAUCUUCAGUAAAUAGUUGGCACUCAGUAUGUAUAUGUUAAAUGAAUUAACGGAUGGAUUAAAUAAAAUUUAAACAUUUCCCUCA